CCUGUCGGGCAGCGACCUCCGUGACAGGUAUUUGAAGUUCCUUUUUGCAGUGUGAGCGUGAAGAAUGUUGUAUUUUUUACCCUUUAAUUUGUGACUUUCCACGAAAGUUCGUGUAGCUGUCCUUGCCACAGAAAUCAAAAUCCUGCUUGCUUUUACUGAACCACCUCGAACAUGGAAUACAUACUGCACUAAUCUCGGAUCGCGUUGAUCGACAAGAAAUAAGUGAAACUGAUUUUGCUUUUUUCUACCGAUUUUCAAUCGGAGUAUAUUUUUUUUCAGUUUAUGGUCGAAUGGCCUCAUGUUCCGAUUGAAGAUGUUUUGAUUGACUUUUUACAAGUGUCUUCUAGGAAGCUAACUGACUAAAAAUGGCAGCUGAUGUCCAUAACUCCAAAGUAAAUUGGGACAUCCCAAAUGAAUCCCUUGCACCCAUCGAUAAGCUAAGAACGGAGAGAGCUGACAGUCCCACUCCUGGAAUAGUGGAGGGAACAGAACCAGGAGCUGCACAGGAAAAGGCCAUGUUUGUUCAUACCCAGUCUUUUGAGGACCUUACUGCAGAGACCAGAGAUACUGUGGAUGGCGAUCAAGAGGUGGAAUCAUGCGAUUUGACUAAGUUGAGCAAUGACCUCAGCCAGCUUAGCACUCAUCUGUUGGGUCAGGAGGAAGAACAAAGGGGAGCAGAGGAGAUAGGGGAAGACCUAAAAGUAGAGAUGUUUGAUGAAAGCUUAGCAUCUGUGACAAGCCAGGACAGUAGCCCUUGCGGGAGAGAAGACAUCUGCGAUAUAACAAGUGAUGCCUGGAGGAACCAAAGAAAGCACGUUUUUGUCCUAAGUGAAGCAGGAAAGCCUAUCUAUUCACGAUAUGGUACAGAAGAAGCCCUUUCUAGUACUAUGGGAGUGAUGAUGGCUUUGGUGUCUUUUGUCGAAGCUGAUAAAAAUAUGAUUAAAUCCAUUCUUGGUGAUGGUUAUAAGGUGGUGUUCCUUCGAAAGAGUCCACUGGUUCUAGUAUCAGUUGCCCGGACAAGGCAGUCAGAGCAGGAGCUCUCCCGUGAGCUUUUUUACAUCUACUACCAAAUUGUGAGCCUGCUCACCAUCACUCAACUCAACCAAAUCUUUGAACGCAAACAGAACUAUGACCUGCGCCGGCUUUUGGCAGGGUCUGAGCACCUUAAUGAUAACCUCCUCAAGCAACUUGACCGAGAUCCUGGCUUCCUCUUGUGUGCAGUAACUUGUGUCCCUCUAGCUGUGUCAACAAGAGACAUUAUAAGCUCAAGCCUACAGGCAGCCAAAGCCAAAAACUUGGUUUUCUCUAUCCUACUGGCAGGAAGCCAGCUGAUAUCCCUGGUAAGAAAGAAGGACCAGUAUCUUCACCCAAUGGACCUUCACCUACUUUUUAACCUUGUAGGCUCCUCAAGUUCUUUUCGAGAGGGAGAGGGAUGGACACCCAUCUGCUUACCAAAAUUUAAUCCUUCUGGGUUCUUCCAUGCUCACAUUUCAUAUCUGCAUUCCCCCUCUGAUCUCUGCCUCAUCCUAAUCUCUACAAGCCGUGAGGAUUUCUUUUGCCUGUCUGAUUGUAAACACCGUUUCCUUGAACGCCUACGGCGAAGAAAUGCAUUUCAGAACUUGCUAGAAGCUUUGCAGACACCUACAUAUCCUGUAGAUCUUGUGGGCAUCCCUGAACUCAGACACUUUGUCUACAAAUCAAAGAGUUCAGGUCUAUAUACAAGUCCUGAACUGCCACCACCAUACUUGGUAGAUGAAGAACGGGAGAGACUCAUGGGACUGUAUCAGUACCUCCAUGGACGAAUUCACAAUUCGCUGAAUCCACUACGCCAUAUUUACCACUGUGGACAACGGGAAAAUCUGCUUGCAUGGGUGACCAGUGGCUUUGAGAUGUACCUAUGCUUUAGCCCUCUUGGGACCAAGGUCUUGGCAAUGAAUACUGUCACCAAGCUACUCAAGUGGAUCCGAAAAGAGGAAGACCGACUUUUUAUACUGAGUCCUCAGACCUACUGACCACUGAGGAAACGCCCGUAACUGAUCGUCUUAAAAUAACCUCAGACGUGUACUCAUUUAGUAAACCUUUUAGUGACUGAGCAUUAAGGCAGAAGUACUUUAACAAAGAUAAGGUAAAGGGGAACUUGCUGUACUUCUGCCCUUUAACAGCUGGGCACUGCUUCAGGAUUUGUUGCAGAGGGUUUACAGGUAACCUUCCAUUUUUUUAAGUGUCCUUCAUUUUUAUUCAUAAAUGGCUACAGAUAGUGUUAUUACAAACUGCCAGCAAGCAGCAAUACCACUCCAGAUGUUAAACUACUGUGGGCUUAUUGAUUGCCAGUUGUGACAGUCAGUUGCUUGCAGUAGUUGAACACAUCAGUCUUAUAGUCAUAAAGUAACUGCUUCAUGUGUAUGGAGGUUUCUUUAAAAUUCAGAAUGAACGGAAAUCUGAAUUGAACAGUAAGAGUGGCUACUCAGUUAUUGAGUGGAACCAUAUUAAUAGUCCUGCCAUCAUUUCUGCAAGUACAGUAUUUGAAUGUACAUUUUUUGUUCUUUAUUAUAAGUCAUUGGGUUGAUAAUUUAAGUGGUUUCAAAUACUGAAAGAGAAUACAUACUGUAUGUUACCGGCAAUGUAUGAAAUGCAGGCAUUGUACAGAAUGCCUAGACAAUAUAUAGAAUGCCUGCCUGGUGUGUUUAGGCAAAGUAUCCAUCCAUUUUCUAACCCGCUGAAUCCGAAUACAGGGUCACGGGGGUCUGCUGGAGCCAAUCCCA
This is a messenger RNA of Polypterus senegalus (gray bichir), 2762 nucleotides long. It is a transcript of the gene mon1a, whose product is annotated as MON1 secretory trafficking family member A. The record is from RefSeq and is a predicted model, not a curated record. Gene Ontology annotation, biological process: protein targeting to vacuole; vesicle-mediated transport. The coding region runs from base 366 to 2012 and encodes 548 amino acids. The transcript is spliced from 6 exons. Lineage: Eukaryota; Metazoa; Chordata; Cladistia; Polypteriformes; Polypteridae.